AUAAUGUUUGUUUUGAAAUUUGAAUGGUUGACUGAAAAAUACAAAACGGCAGUUUGAAUCUUCUCGAAAGCUUUCGCAAUAAAGUGAUCAUGUUACUUAGAAAUGGGGAAGUACCUACAGUACAAAAACAUCUAAUGACAGCAGUUCCUGAUUCAGAAAAUACUAAAGGCUGUUAAGCAGUUUUCUAGCAGGAACACUGAGUUGUCUUGACCUUGAUCUGACGUGUGGACCUUUGACAGGGUGAUGUUCUGGAAUAGGCCCGGCACCAUACUGAGACAUUCAGUACCAAGAGAGAGAGAUGUCAUUUCCAUCCCAAAGCUCUUCCCAGGCAGUAGGUGCUCCAGCCCUGAGAAACUUCACCAUUCCCAGAAAGAAGAGGGGAGAUGGAAAAGCUCUUUUGGAUCCAUGCCCCAGUGACAGCAGAGAUUUUAGCCUGAUACAGUUAAUGCUGAAUGAGUCCCGACUGGAUAUGGGAAACGAGACUUUACUGACUUGGCAGUGGGAUAAUGUCAAGCUAAUACACAACGAGGAGCUUCUGCGAGAAUUCUCAGAAAAAAGGUCUGAAAUGCGUUUACAUGAUAGACACAUCAGGGAAAUGGAGGAGAGGUUCUGCUUUUUAGUCACAUCGGACCAAGAAGCAGCUCAAAUCUACCAACACGGAUUGAUGGUUGAGAACACAGAUCAACAGUCUCUGGGGAACCCAUCAUAUGGGAUCUAUUUACACAAGCACGUUGAUGUCGCCCUGAAAAAUGUCAGCGGCACACCUGCCGGAAAAGUCCUAAUAAUUUUCAAGGUUCUGUUUGGCAAGGUGAAAAAAGUGCCUGUGUGUUUCGGCAGGAAUGGCACACAUGAUCCGACAGUGAAUUACGACUGUCACAUGUCCAAGGACCCCAUAGCCCCAAGGGACAGCAUGUCUCAGCAAAUCUUGGGCUCCUCUUGUACAGUGGAUGCAUUUUAAAAGUUCCCUCCCUGGGCAAAGGACCAUGUGACCACGACCAACCGUUUCUGUCCACAGGUGUUCCUGUUUGACUACAAUGAAAACCAGGAGCUAAAAUUAAGACCAAGGCAAUGUUUGCCAUAUGCUAUGGUUUCAUUGGUUCCUCUGGUGAACCCUUCCCUGAAUAGCACUCCAGUUCCAUCUAUGAAACUGGGGCCAAAGACAAAGGUGGCAUAUUUGGAAACACACAUGUUGGCACAUAGAGCCAGAAAGGGACAGAAUGCGACUGUGAUAUUCAAUCAUUUUGGGACAACAGACAGGCCGAGACCUGAAUACAAACCUCAGGUACUUGGAAAAACCCCUGCAUUUCUAAGAGGUGAUCAACAGGACACCCAGAACAUCUCAUCAAGCCCAGACAAGUCAUUUGACAACAGUGGCCACCCGGUCCCACCACACUUCAAUAGCUGUGACCAGAACCUACUGACCCCACCACCCAUUAGUAGGUGUGAACAGCUACAUCUGCCCCUACCACCGUUAAGUUCCUGGAAGCCCCAACAACCCUCGACCCCGUUAAAUUCAUCACCACCCUUCACGGGUUCACUUCAGUUUCUGGAGAACCAUCAACUACUUACUGACUCUGGGCAUUUACAAACCCCAAGUCAUGCAGGUGUAGCUAAAAUGGACCAUAAUGAACUCUACUAUGGUAACCAAGUCCAGUCUUGCCAACAAGGUCUGUCUACAAGGCAAGAUGGCUCAAGGCAACAGUCUACAUUUGCGACUGGUGCAUUGGAACAGGUGUCUAGUGUAGUUUAUGCUUCACGUGUGAUUAAGGAUCCCAGAUUGUCGGCACGAGAAACUAUCAAUGUGCAGGGAUUGAUUUCAAAGGGGAUUGAAAGAGAUUCACAAACAGAUCCUUUGGUUUGCAAAUUGACUGAGAGCCCAGAGAAUAACAAUCUUAAUUUAAAAAAGCAGGAGAAAACGCAUAGGGAAACUGCAUUUAAGGAUGAUCCAAUGCCAAGCCAACCUAAAAUGCCACAAGGAGGUCCUACUGCUUCUUUGGUGAAUAGUUCAGUUCCUCUGUCUGUAAUGAUGUCAACUGAGAAUCAGCCAUCAUCUAGCAUGCUUAAAAUGAAAUUUCAGGAGUAUUCUCCAUAUCUCCAUCUGACUAAAGAGGAGCGAAAGGAAAAGAUUUGGUCUCUACAACAUCUGUCAUUACAUGAAAAAAUGAUAUUAUUAGACAGAAUAAAUGUUUAUGCACAUUUCUUUCACAAGUCCAAGAGUCUACUCAGUCAAAAUGGCAAAAUCACCUCGGCAGACCAACGGCAGCAAUGUAAUCCAGGAAGUACAAACAUUUGCUUGCCCAGCACAGGCACAAGGGAGAUGUGCAACAGCGGUCAAGAGACUAACACAGGCAUGCUGCCCCAAAACACCAUGAAUAGUGAACAUAGUCCAUCAAUUUCAAACCAUCAUCCAUCAUUUGUCAGUGGGGCUGUGAAGGAAAGCGCGGCACGCCCACUUGAGAGGAAUACAGACCAGAUAGAACUGGAGAAAAUUAACAUUUGCCGUCCUGAACCUGCAACGAUGUAUAUCACAGAAACAGAAUAUGACGGGCACAAAGUACCUGUGAAUCUCCAGGAUGGAACAGCUGUGAGUAAUGACCCACUGGCUCCAUUUCAUCCCGAAAUGACGACCACCGAAAGCAGUCAGGACACGGAGGUGAGGUUUAAUCUUAACUCGGCAGUGGAGCAAAAUCUUCAGGAUUGUCUAAAUGCAAACUUUGAAGCUAGCAGACAGAACUCAGAGACAGUCUCUCAAACGAAUUCAGUGACAGAGGAAAAGAUUCAAGGGACAGCACCUGAAAUCUUUGAGGAAAACAGACAGAGCAGAGAACAGAAGUGCGAACCAAUAUUAGCAACAGAGGGAAAACGGCUACAUUUUCUAAGUUCAGUGCAAGGCACGCAUGAAUCAGAACCACGGUGUUCAGUCAUUUUUCAAAACCACACGGAUAUCAUGGAGGCUUGUGAGGAGGUUCAUGAUACAGAAGCACCAGAGGUAGUUAUAUGUGCAGACCACUAUCCUGGAGUUCUCUCAAGUGAAGGUUGUGAAAGGCUUUUGCAGAAAGACGGAGAACGGAAUGAAAUAGACUCAAAUCGAGAAGAAAUAUCCAAGACAUCUGAUAAUGUGCAGGCUGAUGAUUCAGUCUACAGUUUCCUGUUGAAAAGGCUGCAGCUCAAUGAAGUAUUUUUUCCCCCUUAUCAAAACAGAACAUGCUCAAUUUCUAGCAAACAUUAUCUUAAACCAAAAUGCAAUGACAGUUACAUGGAUGUCAAUGCAUUAACAAUUCUGUCCCACAAAACAAAACAAUUAGAUGGAAAACAACAAAGUAACAUUCGCGUCACAAUAAUUGCUGACAGAGAUUAUGCAGCUGUCGCAGAGUUACCCUCACUGUCCAAGAGAUUUUCAGUGUCAGAGUCCCUUGAAGGAACUCAAGGUUCACUCACUGCACUGGAUAAUGAAAAACUUACCCACCACAGAGUUAUCAGUGAAAACAGUGACUCUAUUCUGAAAGCCACCACCUGUGACACUUUCAACAAGGCACAUGCCCAUAAUGUAAGGUUAAUCAAAAUAAUGGCAGAGAAAUACAAAGGAAAAGAAAAUGCGUACAUAAGGAAAAUGAGAGAUCGUAAACAUGUAACAGUAAGGAAAAGAGCUGAUGUUAAACAAAGUGUCACUGACAUUUCAUACUCACAACAUGCAUCCCAUCUUGUGCAGAGUGAAAAUGUACAUGUUCCCCACAAAAAAAGAAAUUUCAAACACAAAACCUUUUCCCCUGAAACAGUCAAAAGAAACAUCAGAGCUCGAACCUUGGGGAAGAAAUACAAAUCAUGUUCUAAAUCUAAAUCUACAAAGGUUAUUUCUCACAAUAUUUCUUUGUCAAACCACUCAAAAACGUCAAAACAGGUUCCUAUAAAAUCAAGAAAAGGCACAAUCAUGAAGAUGAUGAAAGUUUUUAGAAGAAGCAACCAUUGGGGGACAGUCAGUUACAAAAGAAUGUGCAGUCAAGUCAACAUGCCCAGGGCUCUUGCAGAGUCUAUACCUUUCAGCCCAACAUCCGCUGAUAAUCAACUUCUGAGAUGUAAUGCUUUUGAGAGGAAACCAUUGAAGGCACCAUCUGGAGAAACACCAUCUAAAGAAAAUGAUCAGUAUAUGAGGGAUAGCAAUGAAAGUAUUAACCAGAAGAACCACGUAGCUGAUGAUGACACAAACUCACCUUUGUUAACCACAGAAAUAAUCCAUGAAGAGAAUGCAAAAUCCAAUUCUGGGAGCACUACAAGUAACUCUACAGAAGAACUUCAGCACAGUAAAGAAGCACAGGAUCUAUCUAAUACAGAAACCUCUCAGGAAGCCCAGAGUAUUUGCACCAUUCUUCAGAACAAAUUGCUUUCUCCAAAUUGCACAAAUAUGCCUGGUAUAAACAAAGUCAAUGAGGGGGAAACUAAGCAUAGAAAACAGGAGAAGUAUCUGCAACAAGAAAAUGCACUAGAAGCAGAUACACACUCUAUGAAAGAAUUUGAAGAGUCCAGUAGGGCUAUGGACCCUGCUAAAGAGAUCAUUCCAACCACUGAGAACAUGGAGGUUCCCUUAGAUGCGGCCAUCGAGAUACUUUGUGGCACUGAGUCACGUUCAAAUGUGCCCAAACCACAGGAAGAGAUGACUUUGGUUUUGCCGUUAAUGUCUGGCCAAUCGAGGACAGAGAAAGCAGACACAUCAGAUAAAGCACAUUACUGCACUCCACAGGAACAAGAAAACAAAAUAAAUACAUCCUCUAGGGAGGUGAAACUCAUCAGUAGAUUGAGAGAUUACUUGACAGGUUUUGAGUCCACAGUUAAGAACUCAGAGAAAACAACAUUUUGUGGAACUGCAGCGCAUUUGCCACCAAUCUCUGAAACUCUCCAGAAUAAUGCCAAUGACCAAAAGGAGCAACCCGUUCAACUUGUCGUGCUUGACAGGGUGGAGUUGAACCAUCUGAGGCCUAGUGGCCUACCAAUCCCAACCAAGGUAUGCCCACCGAAUCACCUGAUUUAUAAUAAAGAGCAACCACAAAAGGGAAAAACAACAGGGAACAAUAAAAAUGAUGAUAGUGUUACUUGCAUUAGCCCUGAUAGUACUUCCAUGUUGGAAAUCCCUGAAAAUGUCACUCUAUCUUAUCUGGACAAGAAAACCACUGAAGCAGAAGUAUCCACAAGUGUACCUGACAUUUCCCAUGGGACCAAAAAUGCUGAGACUUCUGCAUGGAGAGAACGAAAAAAUCCGCCCAAGGGCACAAUCUAUGCAAACCAAAUGACCACGCUCAAAGCCCUGGAAGAAUCAGAACCGGAGAAAUCUGAAUUUUGCAAAACCAAAAAAGGCAAACAGAAGCUGACAAGCCACGUUGUAAAGCUGAACACCAAGUCUAUUCAUAGAGACUUCACUGUGGGUGAUAUCUCAGACACGCUAAAGCUUGGAGACAAAGCAGCAUCCUUGGUUGAACUCUGCCCGAUACGAGCGAAGUGCAAAGUCAUGCUGCAGUACUUCAUCUCAAACUUUGAGAGAAAACAGAAUGUUGAGGCAAAUAGAACUAUCGUCUCAAGAGAUCAGAUUUUAGACCAAUAUAUGGAGUGUCCCCCCAUACCAAUUGAACUGAAGUACGAAGCUUUGAAUUCUUUUCUGGAACUGCAGAUAAUGAUGGAGGCCUGGCAAUUUGUAGAUAACAAGAUGCGAUAUUUAAGUGGACUGUCUACAUUUAGGAGUAUGUUGUGGUAUGAUCCUACUCUGUAUGGAGAACUCUACAAAGGGAAGGUGGGAUUUCAGCAGCAGUCCUCUCUAUAUUCAUCAUUCCAGCAAAACCUGAUCAAUGAAGGCCCAAUUGCAUUGCAGAGGUACCAUUUGGCUGUCUCAACAUUAAAUCAACAGCUGCAAAGUACCCCACAAAUGUCAUAUUACAUGUAUCUCAAAAGCAAAAGAGAGAGGUUGGAGAUUGAGGCUGCGUUACGAAAUCCUGCUGACAUAGAAAGCUUUUUCCUCUCUGUGCCACUGUCUUGCAUGGUAAAUUUUGGCAAUACUGUGGAAAGUUUAGAAAAGGUACAGAAACUCGUGACAACCUUCACAGAGACUCCCGCAGACAAGUUGGAAGACGGAUUUGAUGUAGGAAAGGCAGAGCACCUUGCCAUGGUUUUCCGAUUUCUUCAAGAGAAAAUCUACUAUUUGAAAACUUGCAACAACACAAUGGUCAGCAAGAUGUCUUGGUUUGGCAUGGAACACAUCCUGUACGAUGCAUCGAAGAUACUGGUGUGGCGGGAUGUGAAACAAGUUGCACCCCAUGAGCCACUUGCGAAAUACAAAAAAACGAAUCCACAAAUUGUCUAUGGAGUGACGGAAUCUGGUGUUUCACUGUUCCAUACAAAUGUAUCAAAGAGGACCCAGCUGAUGGUAACGACAAGGACGCCAUCACCAAAAUUCAGAUUGGCCAACCGAGCAUAUAGAACCAGAGCUUUGGGUCGAGGGAGGCUGCCCAUUGACAAGACUCGCUGUUCUCAGAAUAAAAAUCCUAAAAAUGUGUCUAUGCCAGUAAUUGACCUCACAAAAUCGCCUUACAGGGAUGAACCAAACGUAUACCACCUGACCGAACCCCCAAGCAAAAAUGCAACCCAUAUUCAAGCUUGGACACACCAACAGAAACCUGUGAAGAACCAUGUCAUUAACUGGGGUGAAAGGUUAUCCCAACCUAUGCCACCAUACCCUGAAAUCAGGGCCUGUCUGAGGUCUAGCAAAGGGGGCAUAGAUCCAAACUCACAGAUUAAUUUACCUGCCUCUUUGGGAGCGGAGGCAAGUAACUCAGAUGGACGACAGUGGAUCUUAAACUGGGACCUCCAGAACUUCCAGGACCCAGUGGGAGCUGAUCCAGGGCCAGGUCAUCCUUUGUGGAUUAAUGUUAGGGACAGUGGCCACGCCCCUAUCAUCGAGCCAAUCCUCUCAGAGCAAACACAAAUGUCUUCCUGGACAAGUCUUUCAUCCCCUUCUCUCCAGCCCACUUCAUCCGUAACAGGAGGAAAUACGGCACUACAGUCUCUGUGCUCCGUCCCACCUCUCAUUAGCAUUAAAAAUCAGGUUCCUCCACUGUGUGAACCCACUCCAAUAAAUUAUCCCUUUUUCCUUCUGAAUGGCCAGACCUAUUCCACGGCCAACCCUGAAUUAUCCACAGCAACACUUAACAACAAAGAAGCAUUUCCUCUCUACCCUGUGUAGGGUUGUUUUAUGGGGCAGAUUUUUCUAGCAAAUACGGAUCAUUUGGAAAUGAGGAAGUGGUGUUGUUUCCGUGUUAAUGUUCCCCCAGGCAACCUAUGCAAGUCACCAAAAUAACUCUUAAGGAGAGUUGGAAACACAUUUAUUUUAGUUAAUUUAUUUAAUAUUUGUACACACAAUUGUAAUUAAUAAUUUUUUGUCUUGUUUUAAUUGUUGUAACUAUUUCUGCUUUUUUCUCAGACAUUCCAAUUGCGGAUUAACAAUAUCUGAUUGAAAGUGUCCAAUAUUUUCUAACCAAAAUGAAAUGCAGAGUGUUGUUAACUUAUUCCUCAGAGUGAUGUA
This is a messenger RNA of Esox lucius (northern pike), 7561 nucleotides long. RefSeq names its product testis expressed 15, meiosis and synapsis associated. The record is from RefSeq and is a predicted model, not a curated record. Lineage: Eukaryota; Metazoa; Chordata; Actinopteri; Esociformes; Esocidae. The coding region runs from base 1085 to 7222 and encodes 2045 amino acids. Gene Ontology annotation, cellular component: nucleus. Gene Ontology annotation, biological process: male meiotic nuclear division; synaptonemal complex assembly; homologous chromosome pairing at meiosis. The transcript has 8 exons.